Molecule: messenger RNA, 1476 nt
Organism: Cucurbita maxima (winter squash)
Lineage: Eukaryota; Viridiplantae; Streptophyta; Magnoliopsida; Cucurbitales; Cucurbitaceae
Product: zinc finger protein ZAT4-like
Exons: 2
Coding region: 1-1476 (491 amino acids)
Source: RefSeq, a predicted model, not a curated record
AUGGCAGCUUUCAUCGUGGACCACGACCUUCAAAAGCCCAACUUGAAGCAUUUCUGUAAAAUCUGCAAAAAAGGAUUUGGGUGUGGGAGAGCCUUGGGCGGUCACAUGAGGGCUCACGGCAUAGCCGAUGAUUCCACCUCUCCCCCUACUAUUGACGACGAUGAUCCUGUCUCUACCGAUUGGGACGACACUCAUCAUAAUAAAUCCAAUCUGGGUCCCACCAAUCGUCGUAUGUACGCCCUACGAACCAACCCAAAUCGUCUUAAAACUUGCCGCGUGUGCGAGAAUUGUGGCAAGGAAUUCUUCUCUUGGAAAUCCUUUCUUGAACAUGGCAAAUGCACCACCACCUCUGAUGACCUUGACUCUCUUCUUUCUUCCCCGCCUUGCUCCGAUGACGAUGAUGACGACGAUGAUGAUGAUGAUGAUGAAUGUAGCGGUGCCGUGCGGAGAGGUUCGGGUAAUCAUAGUAAUAAUAAUUGGUUGAAGAGGAAACGAUCGUUGAGAGUGAAAGUUGGGUCUCCGGCUUCUAAUGAAGAUGAGGACCUGGCUAAUUGUCUUAUUAUGUUGUCGAAUGGCGCGGUGGAGCCCAUGUUUGAGGAGGACGAGGCGGAGGUAGAGGUAGAGGCCGAGGCCGAGGAAUCCUGCGCUUCCGCUAGUAAGGAAGAUCAUCAUCUUAUUCUCCACCACAAUAAUAUUAGAAAACCCAUAAAUGUCAUACCGCCACUCUCCUAUAGACUUCCGGAUCAAGACAAGCCAAAAGCAGCUGCGCCUAAGGGUAUGUUCGAAUGCAAAGCGUGUAAGAAAGUAUUCAACUCGCACCAAGCCCUCGGAGGCCAUCGGGCUAGCCACAAGAAGGUCAAGGGCUGCUUUGCCGCACGCCUUGACCAUAUGGAGCUCGACCCACGUGAAAACGAUGACUUAUUCGAGGAUUCAUUUUUUCCUACUAAACCCAACAAUAAUUCAUACGAAUUGGGGAGUUCCACCAUGGCUUCCAGUUCUAAGAGGAAAACCAAAGUACAUGAAUGUUCAAUUUGUCAUAGGAUUUUUUCUUCCGGUCAGGCAUUGGGUGGCCACAAGCGAUGCCAUUGGAUUACCUCUAAUGCAGCCGCGGAAGCCCCACCUCCACCUUCUAUUGCAAAGAUUCAUCAAUUUCAUGAACACAGGGUGCCUCCUCCUCCCUUUGAUUCAAAUUCAACUGUUGUCCUCCCGCUCGACCUUAAGCUUGAUCUCAACCUACCAGCUCUGGCCGACGAGGUUCGCCGACCAGCGUUCGAGGUUUCAACGGAGAUUUACUUACAAUCGUGGAUUUGUAAAAACAAUAAGGUGGAUGAAAAUGACCCACGAGAACAAGGACGACGGCGACAACAACAACACCACCACCACCAGAGCGACAAUGAAAACAAAGUCGUCGUAAAAAAUGAAGAAGAAAACAAUUGCGUCAAGAAUAAUAGUGGGACUUGGUUCAACAACGCCUGA